Molecule: messenger RNA, 755 nt
Organism: Eruca vesicaria subsp. sativa (arugula)
Lineage: Eukaryota; Viridiplantae; Streptophyta; Magnoliopsida; Brassicales; Brassicaceae
Source: the annotation of a GenBank genome assembly
CUCCUUCCUCUCGCCAUUAACACCUGAAACCAUAAUAGAUAAUGAGAUAAUAAUAAGAGAUGAAAAUGGUGGGACUAAGUAUUGUUUUGGAGUCUAGUAACAACAACACUCUUAGCGACGGCUUUGCUAGUCCCAAACCGUUUCAAGUCGUUAACAAAUCCACCGUCAUGGUCACCGCCGUCGCCUCUGAUCUCCGCCGUGGUAAGGAUUCUGGGUUUCUCGAACAUUGUUUUCUCUGUAGAAGGAAACUUCUUCCAGCGAAAGAUAUCUACAUGUAUAAAGGUGAUAGAGCGUUUUGUAGCGUGGAGUGUAGAUCGAAGCAGAUGAUCAUGGACGAAGAAGAAAGUUUUAGAAGAGAGAACUGUUCGUUCGUGGAUGUGGAAAAGGAGAAGAUUGAGUCUCAUCCGGUGACGGAGACGUCUUCAGGCGGUGGUCAUCACCGUCGUGAUCCGAGAAAGUAAGCAGGCGGUUUUUGAGAGAGCAUCGCAAACUGAAAAGUGUUAUUUGACUUUUCCACCCUUGGACUAUUUUUGUCGUUUUGUUUUAGGAGAUGUAAAACCAAGAGGGUGUUUUCGGUAUUUUUCAUUAUCUAUGGGAGCCCCUAGUUUUAAUUUAUUUUUUCUUUCUGAUGAAGGUUACCUUUUGCCUACAUUAUCAACGUCUUGUCAUUUGUCACCAACUCUAUAGUUAAUGUGUGAUGGAACUUACUUAGAUUAAAGAGUUUAUUUGGUUUGUUUCAACCAUGCAACUUUAUU